CUUUGGCUCAUUCAUAUACUAUCUUCGUCGAAUUGGACACGCGACGCGAGUUUCAGUUUUCUGCCCGCCGGACUCGAAGCGAGCGGCACCCCCGUUGACAACGGGAACAACUUAUGAUGACCGUUCCGGAUAAUAGCAAUGUCCCGGAUGGGGCCGAUCGGAUAAUAAAAUCCAGGAGCAGCGCUUCAAAGUCAAGCAAACGAGGAACUAUCCGGUGGACAGUUGGGCUGGUGGUGCGGCUUUGUAUCUGGUAUGCUCUUCUCACGCCAUUCCUGCGCUGCCCUUCUCAGCUCUCCGACCUUACGGAUUCUUCGCCGCGAGUAUGCAAGCCAUACCUUGUUGCUCGCUCCUAUGUCGAGCCCCAUGUGAUGCCGUAUUAUGACGCUUAUGGCGCGCCAUAUGUCGAGACAGUGCGCCCGUACGUGCAGGUUCUCAAUGAGAAAGUGUACGCGCCUACUUCGCGUGUCGUCAAGCACGGGUAUGAGAGAUACGGUGCGCCCGCUUUGGAUAGAGCCCAGCUUUAUGGCCAGCAGCAGUGGGAGACUAUUGUCGUCCCACAUUUGCAGUCCGCUAAGGACAGAGCCAAUGGCCUGUAUCAGUCUCAAGUAUAUCCCCAUGUGCAAAGCGUUGAGGCGGCUUUGUCGCCAUCCUUCCACAAAGCCAACGGCGCGAUCAAGUCGGCAUACGGAGACUACCUUCUCCCCUUCGGCGCAAAAUAUAGGCCUUUCAUUGGCAAGACCUAUACAACCGGGCAGGAUAUGCUCACAACAACCGUACUUCCUUAUGCGCAAAACUCAUGGUCAGCGGCUAUCUAUUUCAUUCACAGCACAUUAUGGCCCAGAGUCACCGGAGUCUACUCUGAGAACGUCGAACCGCAGCUAGUUAAGAUCGGAGAAAGAUUAGCAAGUUACCGUGAAGAGAAGAGGCUGCGACAGGUUGCAGAGGAAGUGGAGAGUGCAUCUCAACAAGCAUCUUUUCUCACUGCACCAAAAGCUACCGAGGUGGACGACUUGACGACGUCGUCCACAACCGAGCAAGCCACCGCAACGCCUACGCUGUCGCCUACAGAACAAGCUGCGAACGCGCGCAAUAGUAUUGAGACUGACCUGCACACCUGGCAACAAAAGUUUGCUGUUGCUGCAGAGAAGGGCCUCGAGGACCUUGAAGAGCGCUUGCAAGAGAUAGUCAACGGGUUCAUUGGGAGUGGCGUACGCGCACAUGGAGAAAGCUUGGCGACCGCAUUGGAGGCUGUUGUUGACAACGAGCUUAUAGCUCUCAAGCGUCAUAUUAACAGCCUCGCCGAGUCUUUGCCAAAAGAAGACGUGCCCCAAGAGGAGCAGGCAGCGACAAACGAGCUUUUCGGAAACAUCAAAGAAGCCGCAGUGUCUAUCCGGGACCGUGCUCACGCCCUUCGAGAAUGGCGCAAUUCCUUCGACCAAGAGCUUACAAGGCGCGUUUCUUUUGCAAUCAACUCUACACUCGAUGUCCUGGAUAGCGUCCGCGAUCUUGGACUUCAAGAGGUCGGCAUGCGUUGGGCCUGGAUGGAAGGUGUCACCUACAAGGAUUGGGCUAGGUACCAUGCAUUGAAGGCACAGUUCGAGGAAUGGAAAGAUGAGUUUUUGGAAUUUGGCCUUCAGCAUGCGAAGCUUGAGGAAGCGCGAGCAGUAGCGGACGAGAUCCUGUCGCAUGGAAUGGAGAUUGCUGAGGCUGCCGCCAAGGAGCUAACCCGGCUGAGAGACGUCGGCAAGUGGAAGAUCGCCGCCAGGGAAGCGAGUGAUGACUUUGACACCAGAUCCGAGCCUCCGCCUGCAUUGCCUAAGCCCAGCCGUACCCCCGAGCCUAUUGCAGAUGAAAAUGCACCGGCAAAUGAGGCAGCCGAUGCUGAGCGUCCGGAUGGGACUGUCUUUGCGUAUGAUGCCGCCUCCCGGGUUGCAAAUGACGGACCCGACGGCGAGGAAGAGAGUAUGGCAACUGAUGAGGAACACGCUUCUCCCCAGGGCAACGGUGGAUUGCCUUCAAACUACGAAUCGACUGGCUUUUCGGGCGAUGAACAGGACCAGGCAGCCGAGACUCAGGAUGCCGACGAGUUAAAAGCAGCAUGGGGAGUAGCCGCAGCUGAUGUGAGAAUCCCGUCGGAAGAAGAAACACCACAGGCUUCUGGUCGUCCAUUGUCGUCCGAGCAACAACAAGCUGUCGCGGAUCUCGUCUCGGGUCUACUCGUGGACAAAGACUCUGCCUACGCUGAAGAAAUCAUGAACAAACUGCACUCAAUUUACGGGACCCCACAGCCAACACCAGAGCCCUCUGUGUUAUCUGACGACGCCUCUGAUGACACCUCUGAGGACGUUAGUGAUGUCGAUGCAGAUGCUUCGAAUAUCCCCAUAGCCGAAGAAGAACCUCUCCAGGAAACUGAUAACGCCUCGGAUGCACCAUCUGAAGAGGUCUUCGAGUAUAGUGCUAUCGCCGAUGACGAGGAUAGCAGCGACGAGGCACAAGACUCCCACGAGUCACUCCCCGACGAGAUCGAGGUCGAGGAGGAUCCAUCCAUGGAUAACGCCGAAUCGCACUCGGCAACUUCUGCUUCCACUACCAGCAAUGUUGUAUCUGACGAGGCCGAGGAAACCAUCAUCCCCGAAACAACCCCAGCCAGCGAAGACAGCACUGCAGAGGAGUUGUAACCUGAGACAAGACAGACAGACAGCGUUGGCUGUUGCUUGGCAAUUCUUUAUGAUUUGAUAUCCCAAAACAUUCUUGUUAUUCGCUUGAUUUACCAUCUCAGGUCGGCCCAUGAUAUUCCCCACAUAGUUUCCCCACGAUUUGUACGUCAUGAUAUAGCAUUUUCCAUUCCGCUUCAAUCCGACCUCUUAUACCACCAGAAUUUCUUUUUUCUAACU
Messenger RNA from Aspergillus welwitschiae, 2894 nucleotides. RefSeq lists its product as uncharacterized. Bases 114 to 2678 code for a protein of 854 amino acids. The record is from RefSeq and is a predicted model, not a curated record. Gene Ontology annotation, biological process: protein transport. The transcript is spliced from 3 exons. Lineage: Eukaryota; Fungi; Ascomycota; Eurotiomycetes; Eurotiales; Aspergillaceae.